AUGCCACCACUCGUCGAAGCCUUCCCAGCGUCAGAUCUCGCGCCACGCAUCAACGACCUACCAUCGGGCAAGAAGCGGAAACCAGCAGUUGCGGAUCUGAAGAGCUGCCCACUUCAAGAAUUGAUUCAGUACAAUUGCAACCUCAAUGGGCCGAGAGAGAGUCCCCAGAGUAAGGUUGUGUGUGAGCCAGUGUUGAGGUUAUUUCGGCAAUGCGCAAAUGGCAUGACGGUCGAGACGACAGCUUGGGAAGGAAGGUACGAUCAACGAAGUGAGGUGCGAGAUGGAGACCACGUGACAUCAACAACACAACAACAGGAAGCGAACAUAGAUGCCUGUACUCGAAGGCGGUAG
This is a messenger RNA of Fulvia fulva, 351 nucleotides long. RefSeq lists its product as uncharacterized. The transcript is spliced from 2 exons. Gene Ontology annotation, cellular component: mitochondrial inner membrane peptidase complex. The record is from RefSeq and is a predicted model, not a curated record. The coding region runs from base 1 to 351 and encodes 116 amino acids. NCBI's taxonomy places the organism in Eukaryota, Fungi, Ascomycota, Dothideomycetes, Mycosphaerellales, Mycosphaerellaceae.